Esox lucius (northern pike) is the source of this 5915-nucleotide messenger RNA. RefSeq names its product ubiquitin specific peptidase like 1 (gene uspl1). Gene Ontology annotation, cellular component: Cajal body. The record is from RefSeq and is a predicted model, not a curated record. Gene Ontology annotation, molecular function: SUMO binding. The transcript has 9 exons. Lineage: Eukaryota; Metazoa; Chordata; Actinopteri; Esociformes; Esocidae. Bases 191 to 5140 code for a protein of 1649 amino acids. Gene Ontology annotation, biological process: Cajal body organization; protein desumoylation.
AACCGGCGUCAAACCUCUAACCGGAAAUAGAACGUUUCGAUCACGAAAAAGCGGUGCACAUGGUAACACCCGACAGGUGACAGGAGUUGAUGAAUGAAAUACGUUCAGAUGGAUAUUUGUGAUCAUAUUCACAUUAGAAUUGAAAGGAAUUAUCUUUUUACCGAGCCUUGCAUUUCCACGUGGAGGAUGGAUGCCAUUGGUAUUGUUGACUGAAUGGCAUUGGACGCCGGGCAGAAAGACCACUACAAGGAUCAACUCUUCUUUGCCUGUGAUGAGUGGCGAAGGCAAUGGUUUGGGGGCCCUGGGCCUGCUGGCGGGGUAUUUGGGAAAAGUCCAGGAACGCGCUGCCUCGUUGGAUAGCUGUCCCUGGUGUGCCGCUAAUGGACAGAUUCAGGCCCUGCGGUCUUAUAGGAUAACCAUCCAUAAGUCAAUCACCCUCUGCACCGACCCACAGUGCUUAUUCCCGUUGGUCUCUAGACCCCUGGAGGAUGUGCUGGCAAGCCUUGCUCCACCCGAACCACAAUUCCCGAUUGGGGGCAAAAGGAAGACUCCAAGUGGGUCGGAGAACACCUCCCCCAAGCGCACACGAUCAGUGGUGUCUGACGUGAUGGUCGACCCUGGGGAGAUGGACUGCGGCAUCAGCGCCACUGAGCUCUGUGUGGGACAUGAGUGUUGUAAUGGGAAAGUGCACUCACAGACUGUCUCCUCCUUUACAACCUGCCAAUCAGAACCCACUAAUGUGGUGGACAACAGCCUCCCACUUCCUGUGAUUGGGAGGGUAGGGGCCGGCAGGUGUCACAUGGAUUCUAAUUGGCCAAAGCCUGAGAGAACCAGGGACGAGGAUGGAGAGGGAGAAGACGGUGUCUAUCUCCUGGGGGAGGGUACGCCUGCCCCUGGGAUGAACGGACCGGUGCCAGCCUAUCAAGUGGCGGCGUCGAGUGAGGAGGAUAUGGAGACUGAGUCCACGUCAGAGGAGGUUCAGGUGAACUCCCCUUCAGAGGAGGCCGUGUGUGUCCCUGAGAAGACUUCGGCUGCUCAACAAAUGUCUGCGCCCGUCGUAGAGGGGUCUCGGUCAGCGUCACCGGUGGUCCCUGACCUGGAGGACACCGUCUGUCUCCUGGAGGCUCUGACUGCCCCGGCUACACCCGUGCAAGUAAAGGAGGGUCGAUCUUCACGACGGAAUGUGUCCGCGCCGGACGAGGCUGUGUCUCCCGCAGUAGAAGUGAAACCGCCCCGGGCGGUUGUACCAGUCGGGGGCCUGGCUCCACCGUCGUCUGUGUCUGCCUUGCAGGAGGCGGUUGUGAUGCUACAGGAGGUUCUGCCUGUCGCUGCUGUUGAGAUGGACCAGGAAGUACCGGCCACCCCUGCAAUGGGGCCAGUCUCAGUGUUCCCGGAGGUGCCGGCUGUUUCACCGGAGACUUCAGCUGUAAAGCAGGAUGUUCUGCCUGUCGGUCAGAAGGCCAAGGGAGAAGCAGCGCCUUCAAACGUGUUGGAGGAGGAAGUGGCUCCCCGUGUGACUGUGGAAGGGGCUUCUCCAUCAGUGGAGGCUGGGGAGGUUCUACCAGCCUUGGCUGAAGCUGCCUCCCAGAAAGAUGAGGAGGAAGGAGAUGAUGAGGCAGACGGUCAUGCUCCUUCUAUCUGGAUGAAUAAUGAUUACGAAAAGGAACUGCCUGGCUUUGACGAGGAGGAAGGGACGGAGGGAGAUCGCCCCCCAGGGGUGGUUUGUAAGCCCUGCAUUGUGGACCUCAGUCACAGUAAGGUGUCUGAAGAUCACGUUGACGACAAGGAUGCAGAGGAGGAUCUGCCUGUCUUUGACAAGGAAGAGGAAGAGUGCCCCCCAGGGGUGGUUUGUAAGCCGUGCCUUGUGGACCUCAGUCAGAGCAAAGUGUCUGAUGAUGAGGAUGUUGUAGAUGAUGAUGAUGGUGGUCCUGUCCAAGCUAAAACAGGACAGAACGGGCAACGACCAGUCAGCAGCGAGGAUGAGGUGACUGACAUACCUGAGUACAAGGAAGGAGGAGUCACAGCACUGGAACUGGGUAUCUUGUCGCGGCCAAGAGAGAAUAUUGUCCGGGCGAGAAAAACUAAUUUUAUUAAAUACAUGCCGACGGUAAUACCCGACUUUGACCUGGAAGUAAUGUUGAAAGGGACGUUCGUCCCAGUUCCCGGGCCUCACCUGUUCUGGAAGAAUGAGAACAGCCUGUGUUGGCUGGACAGCUUGCUGGUAGCUCUGGUCCACUGCUGCAGUCUGAGGGACAGACGACCCACUAAGAGGCCCGGUGAAGGUCACCCGGUCUGGGACCUGUGUGAGAGAUACGAUCGGGUCUGUGGUCUCCUCACAGCUCACCAACGAGCUGGCCCAGGCGACAUAAUGCAAACUCCCUCCAUGGUUCUCCAGAGGGUUCAGAUGGAGAUGCAGGCCAUCAGGGUUUCGAUCUUCAAUCUGCUGGAGCCUCAGCUGAAAAGCAAUCAGGGUCGAAAGGAGACGCCGGUGUUCGCCCUGCGCUUUCUCCUCCGGGCAGACUCCUGGGCAGAGCCUCUCUUCCAGCACAUGUUUGAAUGGCAGUUUGACUGUGUGUCGGCAACCUGUGGUUACGCCACCAAAACCAAGUGUAAGAAGACCCUGACCAGAUUCUGCAAGGUGGUUCAUGACUGGCACCCUCUCAACGCCACCUACCUAACGCGGUGCAGCAAGUGUAAUAAGAGUAAACAGAACAGGACGUUGGUGUUGGAGAGUGUGGCUCCUGUGCUGGUGCUGCAUUUUGCAGAAGGUCUGCCGAAAAAUGAUGUCAGUAUCUACUCCUUCACCUUCCAGCAGCAGAAGUACUCUGUCAGCACGGUCAUACAGUACAACAAGAAACGCAAUCACUUUGUCACCUGGAUACGCACAACUGACGGAUCAUGGCUGGAAUUUGACGAUCUGAAGCAUCCCAGCUGUGUCUCCCACACCCAACUGGUGGUACCACCGAGAGAGAUCUACGUGGUCUUCUGGGAGUUGGAUACCGAUAGGCUGGACCCGGUCCCACAGACAAUCAGCUCUCACCCUCCUGAAAACAUAAGUUCUUCUUUGACACAGAAUGAACUGAUGCAUCCUAACUUCGCCAAACAAUUUGUCGAUAACUCACUUGUCCCUUCCCAGAAAGUCUCAGAUGCAGACACAGAUAUGGACACCCCCAUAAGAGCCUGUAACGGUAUGGACACACCGUUAACGUAUGACAAAGAUUUGUCCACUGCACCUACACCUGACCUACCGGUUCUGUCCCAGACUCCCAACCCCUCUCUCGCUUCCCUUCACGACAAUACAGCUGUUGCCGAGGUACUCCCAGUCUCCGACAACAGCGAUGAUAUGUGCACCACAGUGACCGCUGGUAACAUUGGUGACACUUCCGUUGGUUCCGCCACGUUUCUCAACACAUUCGAAGACCUUUCUCACAGCGACACAGUUACCUUGACACUUGUAGAGAUCCAAGUUGACUCCGGUGGGAAGCCGUUGGACGACAGCAACGUCAUUCCAGCUGCCGAAAAUAAUGGAAACCUCGGUACUCUCCAUUCUGCUUCUGACCCUGAAGCUGAGGUGCCCUCACCUGCCCCUGAUAUCACCAUUACUACUCAUGAAAUACCUCAAACUGGCUCUGAAAUUACCCAUGAAACAUCUACACCGGCCCGUGAAGUUAUGCCUCAGUCUGACAAGCUUCCUGAAACGGACGACGAAGACGUUGUCAGUGAAAUGCCGUCGUCCCCUGAUACGUCCAGUGAGUUCCUCCCUGACAGCAGCAGCUCUUCUGAGCCUGACUCGGGACAACCCAGUCCUCCCAGGCGCAGGAGGAGCACGAAAGCCGUCAGUAGACCCAGGAAAACCUCCAGAGCUCCAGUCGCGUCAGAAGCUAAAGUGGCCACGUCAGAAUCAUCACCCGCUGCGGUUACACCGGUGGCUCUUCCUGGAUACGGUGCUAGCAUAAUCCUCCCCUCGGUUGUAUCUACGAUGUCACCACCAUGUGUGGAACCCAGCGCCACGACACCGGCAACCUGCAGCACCCCAUCUCCGCCGAACAAACCCAUCCUUCCUCCCCCUCUGGAUCCCAAUGCCCGAUGGUCUUACCUGCUCACUCGCCACCCCAGCCAAGCGCCGCUAACCUCCCCACCCCCCGGAACCCAGGGAUCACCGGCUCCCUUUAACCAGGUUGACCGUUUAAAACCUAACCAGUUCCAGCAGCCCUUACAGGGCAGACAACCCGGCCUCAACCUAGGCGCCAGUUUGGCGAAGCCUUUGCCGCGCCCUAAACCCAAACUCCGUAAGGAAGACAACGAGGCCCUGCUGCUGAAGGCCGCCGAGAUGUACGGAGGGUUCCAGGUCAAAAGCAGGAACGUGAAUGCCAACACGAACCUGAACAGCAUCUCUUCUAAUACUUUUCCUCCCAGCCAGCUGACGACGGACCAUCGCAGUGAUGUCUGGAAGACUCCAAGUCAACCGUUCGCCGCUGCCCAGCAAAAACUCCCGGUCAACAACACCAACACUGCAGCAGUGAUCUCACUUCCUCCCUCUCCUGGAUUCACAGUUCUCCAUAAUGUCCCAUCCUCCAGGAAACGCACGUCUGACAGCCAGGCUUUGAAGUCGGCCAGUCUCACUGAGACGGACGCCCUCAGGUACAAGCUGCUGAAGAAGCUGAAGGCCAAGAAGAAGAAACUGGAGAAGCUGAAUCAGGUGUUGGGGUACCAGGAAGGAGGAGCGGGGGCCGUGACCCCUAGGCCAGACAGUACUGACCUUUGCUCCCCUGUCACCGUUAGCUCCAGUACCUCUGUCUACGACAGCCCUGCCUACAACGAGUUCUUCGCUGACCUUCUGUCCCCCGCACCGACUGUCCAAAACCUGUCACCAGACAGCACAGGCUUCCUGGAUAUGUUAGCAACCAAUGGGCAAGACGGGGCCUCUGCUUGUGUACAGAAUUCAGUUGGAGCCUCACAGGUGGUGGCCUCUCUGACUUUACAACCGGCCAGUCACACUGCAGGAGUGCCACAGCUUGGUAUGGAUGGGCCAGUCGGGACUUCUGGUGAGACCUUCCUAGAUGAGUUAAUGUCUGGGUCGGCCAGUCAGCAGACAGAGAUGGACAACGAAGCCCUCCGUGCUCUCGACCUGUUCUUUUAGCCCAGUCACAGACUAACUCCCGCGCAACACUUUGCUGGGAUGUAGAAACUUUAUCUCAGAUCGGCGGCUAAUGAUGCGUCCCGAAAUUGCACCCCAUUCCCUAUAUGGCGUUUUCCUCUUGAUCAUGGCCUGUGGUAAAAUGUAUUGCAGUAGAGAUUGUAAUAAAAAUUAUCUCUAUCUCAACGAGUAGUUCACUAUACAGGGGUUAGGGUAUGUUUUCGGAUGCAGACAGCUGUUAGGAAAAACGCUGUGCUAGGGCUCCUAUUAGUUAGGAGAAUGUGUUGUUGUUUAUAUUUGGUUUGUUCCGGGAGGCACAUGUUCUACAAAACACAACCAAGCAGCUAGCUAACUCUGGCAGGCACUGAUUUAAAAAAUAAAUUUUCCACAAAUAAUUUAGAUGUUGAUUGUGUUAUUGUUAAUAUUUCAUGCAUGUUUGACCCCAAUGGCACUAUAUACACUUGAACUCUACUUAUGAUCAGGCCCCAUUGGGUGUUAUGGACAGUUUGCAUUUGAUCCUUUGUAGAGGAAAGCAGACGGACACAUUUUAGAACACGCUCUGUUUUGUUGCUUUUUGCUCCGUCUCGGUUAUAUGAAGACGUGAAAUCUAGGAUAACAGCCUGACAUAUAGGAUAGCUGGAUUUUAUUGUAUAAGUUGUUCAAUACUCAUUGUCGGAAAAUAUUUUUGUAAUUUAAUGUCUCACAAGUUGUAAAAUGUUGUACAGAGUCAAAUACUGUUUUUGUAAUUAAAAUAAAGGUUAAUGGUGUUAACAUGAAA